GCCUCAACAUCCACCACCAGCCGCACUGCCGGAACAUCGGCACUCUCAAAUCAGUACGGAUGCAUUAAGACAAACUGCACUUUCAACCUUUCCUUUUUCUUUUCUUUUUUUUUUAAUUAAUUUGUUGAGAGGUUGAUAUCAGUUCUAAUACCUGGGCUUCCCACAAGAGUGGACCUGAGGCCUGUACAGUAGUUUCCAUUUUGGAUUUUGGUGCUAGAUUUGAAUCAUGGGGAUCAAGGCGGCCCUACCUAAGGCUGAGCUCUACCUCUACACUGCUGUCCUCUCUUUGGCUGUCCUGUGGGCAGGAAGCUGGAUCAUCGAGGCAUCCAGUGAGAAUGUUAACAGGAAGGCUUUUAAAGGAAGUGUGAAACCAGGAUGGCACUACUUUGGCAGAAAAAUGGACGUGGCUGACUUUGAGUGGGCGAUGUGGUUCACCACCUUCCGCAACCACAUCUUGUUCGCCCUCUCUGGUCAUGUGAUCUUCGCCAAAAUCUGCUCCAUGAUUUCUCCCAAGCAAAGGUCUCUGGUCUACAUGCUGUACGGCUUUGUGACGACGCUCAUCAUCAUGGGCUGGACAUACGUCUCUCUCAUCCUGUCUCACUGCAUCCUCCUGUACAGCGUAGCCCUCAUUAAGAGGAAGUGGCUUUGCUUUCUGGCUGGACUCACCAGCCUGGCCACCUUCAAGAUGGAGCCCUUCAGCUCCUGGCAGGCUGGCUUUGUGACCGGCACCUUCGAUCUUCAGGAUAUCCUGUUCUAUGGAGGCUGUGGGUUCUCCAUCAUGCGCUGCAUGAGCUUCGCUUUGGAGAACUGCGAAAAGAAGGACGGCCACUACAGCUUUUUGGAUCUGGUCAAGUACAACUUCUACCUCCCUUUCUUCUUCUUCGGACCCAUCAUGACGUUUGAUCGAUUCCACGUGCAGGCCAAUAACCCUAACCUGAUUCGUAAAGAUCGAGAGAUGUGGAACAUCACCAUCCAUGCUUUGGUGCACCUUGGAGCCAUUUUGGUGGUGGACGUGUUCUUCCAUUUCCUGUAUAUUUUGACAAUCCCGAGUGACAUGAAGCUGGUGAAAGACUUGCCUGAUUGGUCAUUAGCUGGCUUGGCGUACUCAAACCUGGUGUACGACUGGGUGAAGGCAGCCGUCAUGUUUGGCGUUAUCAACACAGUGUCUCGGCUAGACCACCUGGAUCCUCCUCAACCACCUAAGUGUAUCACCAUGCUGUAUGUCUUUGCCGAAACGCACUUUGACAGAGGAAUCAACGACUGGCUAUGCAAGUAUGUGUAUGAUUACAUUGGUGGAAAUCAUGAUGGAAUCUUCAAGGAGCUGGUCGCUACAAUCUGCACAUUCGGCAUCACUACUCUGUGGCUCGGACCUUGCGAACUGGUGUACAUUUGGUCCUUCUUUAACUGCUUUGGCCUGAACUUUGAGCUGUGGGUGGCUAAGCUCUUUUCCCUGCCUCCUUUGUCUACCAUUGAGGGUCUCAUGUCUGAGGCAAUGUCACGGCGUAUCAGAGGACUGUUCAACGCUGUUAACUUCUGGCAAAUCGUCCUGUAUAACAUCCUCGCAUUGAAUAGCCUGGAUUUUGCCAAGCUGGUGGCUAAGAGACUAUUGUUUAAGGGUUUCCCAAUGUCCACUCUCUCAGUGUUUUUAGUGACCUACUGUGGAAUUCAGCUGGUGAAAGAGCGAGAGCGAAAACUUGCCCUGCUCGAAGAACCCGAGCCGAUUAAACCCAAAAUUGAUUAGAUGAGCAGAGAGAACAUUUUUGCCGUAUCCAAGCUCCUCAUACCCAAAACCCAAGCGGCUUCUGUCCCCAUGGUCACUGCUCAAGACAAACCUGUUUAAUAAGCACAGGGUGUUUUUUUUAAAAAACUGUGAAUAGGCCUUAAGUGCACUUGUUGUACAAGUUCUAACUCCUUUCUAAGAGACUGCUGCAUAUGAACCAAGUGCAUUUUUUGUAUUCAUUUCAUUUAAAUAUAUCAUGGAUUUUAAGAAGAAAUGGUCUUGCCAAAUAUUUUAUGCAGAUUUAAUAUAUUGAACGAUUAAAGUUGACAAAGUCUUUAUGA
Tachysurus fulvidraco (yellow catfish) is the source of this 2061-nucleotide messenger RNA. RefSeq names its product hedgehog acyltransferase like, a (gene hhatla). Gene Ontology annotation, cellular component: endoplasmic reticulum. Gene Ontology annotation, molecular function: acyltransferase activity. The transcript is spliced from 12 exons. NCBI's taxonomy places the organism in Eukaryota, Metazoa, Chordata, Actinopteri, Siluriformes, Bagridae. Gene Ontology annotation, biological process: negative regulation of N-terminal protein palmitoylation. Bases 227 to 1741 code for a protein of 504 amino acids. The record is from RefSeq and is a predicted model, not a curated record.